AUGUCUGUCAAGCGGACCAAGAACCCGGUCCCGGACUGGAUCCAGGUCCCUCACCCGGAGAUGCAGCACUGCCUCGUCUCCUUCCCGCGCAAGCACAUCCUGCUCGUCACCAUCAACCGCCCGCAGUACCGCAACUGCCUGCCCGUCACCGCCACCAUCGAGCUCGGCCACCUGUGGAAGUGGUACGACUCGGAGCCCGAGCUGCGCUGCGCCGUCUUCACCGGCGCCGGCGACAAGGCCUUCUGCGCCGGCAUGGACCUCAAGGAGCGCCACGACGUCCUGCUGACCGAGGAGGUCGCCCUCGAGUACCCCUCGGGCCAGUUCGGCGGCAUGUCCAACCGCACGGGCAAGAAGCCCAUCAUCGUCGCCUGCAACGGCCACGCUCACGGUGGCGGGAUGGAGAUGCUGCUCAACGCCGACGUCAUCUUUGCCUCGCCCAACGCCGACUUCCGCCUGCCCGAGGUCAUCCGCGGCGUCUCGGCCCUCGCCGGCGCCCUGCCCCGCGCCAUGAUGCUGUUCGGCAACCACCGGUGCAUGGACAUCAUCCUGACCGGCCGCGUGCUGACCCUCAAGGAGGCCGUCGACUGGGGGUUCGUCAAGGAGGUCGUGCCCCUCGACCGGCUCGUCGACCGCGCCAUCGAGUACGCCGCCGAGAUCGCCGCCCUGGCCCCCGACAGCGUCAUCAUCUCGCGCCUCGCCGCCCGCGAGGCCUGGGAGGGCGCCGGCAUCAGCCGCGCCACCAUGCGCGGCCAGGAGCUCUGGGCCGAGAACAUGCUCAAGAGCAAGAACGCCGAGGAGGGCCUGAGGGCGUACAAGGAGAAGAGGGACCCCAAGUGGUUCCCGUCGCACAUCUAA
Molecule: messenger RNA, 855 nt
Organism: Thyridium curvatum
Lineage: Eukaryota; Fungi; Ascomycota; Sordariomycetes; Thyridiales; Thyridiaceae
Exons: 2
Coding region: 1-855 (284 amino acids)
Biological process (GO): fatty acid beta-oxidation
Cellular component (GO): mitochondrion
Molecular function (GO): enoyl-CoA hydratase activity
Source: RefSeq, a predicted model, not a curated record